Molecule: messenger RNA, 612 nt
Organism: Penicillium odoratum
Lineage: Eukaryota; Fungi; Ascomycota; Eurotiomycetes; Eurotiales; Aspergillaceae
Exons: 1
Coding region: 1-612 (203 amino acids)
Source: RefSeq, a predicted model, not a curated record
AUGCCAAACAUUCGGCACCACCGCAGACACCACUCCUGGCCCCACUGCGGCUCCGAGUUAUGCAUGCGCGCUCCAUCAACCCUGGAGAACCGCAACCUCAAGCCAAUAACUGUUAGUGAAACCAAACAAUUAUGGGCCUUCCAACAAUCCACAGUUGUCCCUCUCAUCGUAGAGGAAGAACCCGAUACCGACGAUGCCGACAUGGCAGGUAUAGUCCGGACCCCAUCACGAAGCGUGCAUCGUCUCUGGUCCCGUCCUGUACCAAAGCCGCGGUGCGACGAUAUCCCGGACUCUGCGUCGGCAGCUGAAGCUCGAAAGCACGUUCAUCGCAGUGUGUUGCGGCGGCUGAUUCGUCGACCGCCACUCGAUAAGACCAGGUCGUUAUUUGUCAUGCCGACCAUGAUGACAGCGGGAGAUCAGGUAAUGAUCUCUGGCUGGAUGCCUCCCCGGCUGUCCGCGCGGCCAGUGAUGGUGAAUGAGAGAAGGAGUACAUUUUCGGUAGCUGAUUCACCGCAAUUCGUUGCCGAAAAGAGGCAUAGGAGGUCACACUCGGCGCAGCCGCGGUCGUGGAGGGAGCCGAGUGCAAGUCUUUUUAGUUUGAAGGAGGAAUAA